Messenger RNA from Sabethes cyaneus, 2652 nucleotides. RefSeq lists its product as uncharacterized. Gene Ontology annotation, biological process: detection of chemical stimulus involved in sensory perception of taste; sensory perception of sweet taste. The coding region runs from base 1 to 2652 and encodes 883 amino acids. The transcript is spliced from 10 exons. Gene Ontology annotation, cellular component: membrane. Gene Ontology annotation, molecular function: sweet taste receptor activity. The record is from RefSeq and is a predicted model, not a curated record. NCBI's taxonomy places the organism in Eukaryota, Metazoa, Arthropoda, Insecta, Diptera, Culicidae.
AUGUACCAUCCUUUCUGGCGAAAUCCUUACGUGCUUUGGAACAAAAGUGCUCUACUAGUAGUGCGGGAAGCUUCCGAAAAAGAACAAAUUGUGGGAGAACAGUUUGAACCAAUAGAAGAUGAUUAUUUUCAUAUUGCCAUAGCACCUGUGCUGAAAAUAUCCCAACUAUUCGGAGUUUUCCCACUUUCCAACGUAAUGGAGCGUCUUCCGGAAAAGCUCGCGUUCAAAGCGACUUCUUUGGCAUGUUUUAUCAGCUCGGCAGUUAUUUUCGGUGGAUACUCCGUCUCGCUGCUUAGCGUAAAACGGCUAACAGUGAAAGGAAUCAAUGUUAUCAACGUUGCAGAACCGUUUUUCUUUGCCAUAAAUGCGACGAGUACUGUACUCUUUUGGCAAUUGGCAAAAACGUGGAGUACAUUACUUACUGAAUGGCGCCGCACCGAGAAGACCUUUCUGAAGAAUCCCUUCCAUAGGGUUCCACUGAAACGAAGGAUACGGUCUCUGGCCGUUGUGAUACUGUUUCUGGCACUCGUUGAGCACAUGUUGUCUGUUGGUAAUAACGUUAGCAAUAUUUACAGAGAGGCAGCCAAUUGCAACUGGACAAUUACCGAACCAUUUAAAUACUUUUGCUUUAAAACUUUUAGCUCAGCGUUUUCAUCUAUACCCUACAAUUUACCAGUGGUGAUUUAUAACGAGUACAUCGUUCUGUCGAUGACAUUUGUGUGGAACUUCGUCGACCUAUUCGUCGUUUUGGUCAGCAUCGGACUCUCGGUCAGGUUCAGACAGUUAAAUCACUACAUCUCGGAUCGAAUCAGUCAACGGAAACCAACAACAGAGCAUUGCUGGGAACGGAUACGAAUCCAUUACGUUUCACUGUGCGAACUUGUCGAGACGCUGAACCGUUCCGUCAGUCGGUUGGUGUUUGUGUCUUACGCCAACAACCUGUAUUUCAUCUGCUUUCAGAUUAUGAACGCCACCCAUGAGCAACCGUUGCUCAUUAAUAAAAUCUACUUUAUCUACUCGUUUAUAUUUCUGCUACUACGAGCUUUCCUAAUGUUUUGGUACAGUGCACAGGUUCAGGAUGCCAGUCACCAGCCGUUCAUGCUAAUCCGACUAGUACCCAACGAGGAGUACUGUGACGAGCUAGAACGGGUACAGAUGUACUCCAAAAGAGGUACUAGCCUCACCGGAAUGGGAGUGUUUAUGGUGUCCAGGAAAAUUUUACUAACGAUUGCCGGUACGAUAAUAACCUACGAACUAGUCCUGUUGGCUUACCGGAGACGCACGGAUGAAGAGCAAACGUCGGGUGGUACCGGCCAUGAAUGUGAAUUAAACUACCCUGCUGGAAACACUCACAUGAAACCAACCGAGGAACAUCUAUCGCUUUCUUGUAAAUCUACAAAAAUUCGCGAAAUCACAAUGAAACCUCUGGACUCCUUCAACGUGGCUAUGCGACCAGUGAUCCUGAUCUUCCAGCUCAUGGGAACGUUUCCGAUGUGUGGAUUAUUGCAACGGGAUACACUCGCGCUACGAUUCAAAUGGUUAUCGAUUCAAACGGCUGUCUCUCUGGUGUUCGUUAUGACCGGACUGCUCAUGUGCUACAUCGAAUACGAACGUUUGGAACGGGUUGGUGUUAACGCAAGAAAUAUUAUUGGAAUCCUAUUCUACAUCGAUACGGUAAUCAUCAUGAUGCUAAUGGUGAACUUUGCUAGAAGAUGGAGAUCACUCGCGAUCAAAUGGAGAUAUGUCGACAGUGUCGUUCCCGUGACAGGAAAAUCCAACACUUUUAUGCUAUUGAAAAUCAGAUGGACAGCCUGGAUAAUGAUUUUGUGUGCAUUAGUUGAGCACACCCUAUCCAAGGGAGCUGAUGUGUACAAUCAAUAUCGAGAAGCUCAGUUUUGUCACUGGGACGUUCACGAUUUCCCACGGUAUUUUGCAUCGCGUCAUUAUUCCUUCGUAUUUAAACACAUCAAUUACAACAUACUAGUUCUUUUAUUUUUCGAGUACGCUAAUUUGGCUCUCACGAUGGCCUGGAGCUGCCAGGACCUGAUGAUUGUUUUGGUUAGUCUGGGUUUAACGAGCUACUUCAGGAAUCUUUACGAAAAGAUUUACCACUUCACCAGUGGCAUUAUGAUUGCGAACGAGAAGUUCUGGAUCGAAAUUCGUUCCCAGUAUGUGCAGCUGUGCGAUCUCGUGGAUACGGCGAACAAUUUGCUGGCCUCACUCAUCAUCAGCUCUUGUGGAACAAAUUUGUAUCUAAUUUGCUUUCAGCUACUGAACAUCAGCCGAAAGGAGGAAAGCUUAGCAUCAGCCAUCAAUCACUGGUAUGCGUUGAUCUACCUUAUCUUAAAGACUACCCUGGUUUUCUAUGCUGCUUCAAUGGUCAACGAGUCAGCCCUGGCACCACGAUCGAUCUGUACUAUGGUUCCGAACAUUGGAUGGUGCCUAGAACUGGACCGGUUUGCCGGUCAACUGCGAACCACACGGGUAGCGCUCUCUGGAAUGGGAUUUUUUCAUUUAACUAAACAAACCAUGCUGGCGAUGGCAGGGACAGUAGUGACAUACGAAUUGGUAAUGCUCAAAUUUGCUGAGAACACCGAAGGCAUCGGAGACGUUGCCCCAUGUUCAGCUUUAGCUUUUUCGAAGGAUACUUAG